This is a messenger RNA of Punctularia strigosozonata HHB-11173 SS5, 1299 nucleotides long. RefSeq lists its product as uncharacterized. Lineage: Eukaryota; Fungi; Basidiomycota; Agaricomycetes; Corticiales; Punctulariaceae. Gene Ontology annotation, molecular function: RNA polymerase II cis-regulatory region sequence-specific DNA binding; DNA-binding transcription factor activity, RNA polymerase II-specific. Gene Ontology annotation, cellular component: PcG protein complex; transcription regulator complex. The transcript is spliced from 2 exons. The record is from RefSeq and is a predicted model, not a curated record. Bases 1 to 1299 code for a protein of 432 amino acids. Gene Ontology annotation, biological process: regulation of transcription by RNA polymerase II.
AUGGCGACCAACCCGCAUCAUGGGAUCCUAGUGUCCUCAUUCCACGACUUUGAAAACCCGGAGUUCAUCCCAACAACGUUUCACACCUACGGCGAAUGCGGCGCCGUGGGCGGCUUCCUCCCCGCCGUGAAGCAAAGCUCGUAUUCGGAGCUUUCGAGGGCUUUGAUCGAUGUCAACUCCCCCCUCGUCAGCUCUCCCUGCACUACGUUGGAUUCGCCUGCAUCGUCUCCAGAUAUUCCCUCCGAGCCAGGGGGGCUAGAUUGCCACGACUACGUCCUUACAGAUGCCAUCGAUUUUGCGAUGGAACCGGAUUCUACGCAGGAAAAAUCGCCGUCGCCGGAAGAACAUCUGGACUCGCAACCACCGGUGAAAAUCGAGUGCAUGGACGCUUCGUUUGACCGGGUGGUUUUCGAACCCGCGGCCUGCUGCGAUGCGGGCCAAGCCGUCGUAGAUCAUAACCCCCGUUUGCGAUCCAAUCCUCGGCACAAGAAGACGUGGUUACGGGCCCAGAUGCAAGGCAUGAUGGGCGUCUUUCACGUCGAUCCUUUUGCGUCGCGUGUCGACGGCUCGUACUCCGUCUAUCCGCCCACCAGCGACCUCGAUCCCGCGAUCAUGACGUUUAAGCUUGACGCGGAGGGCGCUAACGGCAUGGACGAAGUGGAAGACCCGGAGGCGCGCUACCUCUCGUCUAUUCUGCUCGGAUCCCUGCUGUCGUUCGACGAUUCGGACGAAGAGGGCGCUACUUGCCGAUCGCACGGCGACGAUGGCGAUGCGUCAUAUGGGAGUUGCUCUUCACUGGGAAAGCCGGGCGAAGCUUCUACGAUACAAGAAGACGGCACGGAGGCAGCGCGCCUCCGGUCCAAACACUGCCGCGCCAAAAAGCUCAGAUCGCAAAUGGCCCGUCCUCGAAAAGAGAGGGCUCUCGUGCACCAUUGCGAUCGAUGUAACAAAGCGUUCAAUCGCCCCUCGGGGCUUGCCAUGCAUAUGCACACGCACUCGGGUUUGAAGCCCUUCGUGUGCCCAAUCGCCUCCUGCGGGAAGCGAUUCUCUGUUCGGUCGAACGCGCGGAGGCACUAUCAUACACACAACGACGGUAAACGCAGCUUACCGCCCGCGCUCCUCUUCGACGCUGCUUUGCCGCAGGAAUGCCGCGCACGAGCGUACAGCCUUUGGUUGGCCACCGGUCAGGUAUCUGCCGACGGCGUUCCACAAGAGAGCGACGACGGUGAAGAGGAGUCCUCGUCAGCUAACGACUCAGACAACGACGAUAACUUGCAAUCUCCGGAAAAUGUGUCGUAA